Kalmanozyma brasiliensis GHG001 is the source of this 6429-nucleotide messenger RNA. RefSeq names its product Rap GTPase activating protein domain protein. Gene Ontology annotation, biological process: positive regulation of GTPase activity; negative regulation of TOR signaling; regulation of small GTPase mediated signal transduction. The record is from RefSeq and is a predicted model, not a curated record. Gene Ontology annotation, cellular component: cytoplasm; TSC1-TSC2 complex; nucleus. Gene Ontology annotation, molecular function: GTPase activator activity. The transcript has a single exon. Lineage: Eukaryota; Fungi; Basidiomycota; Ustilaginomycetes; Ustilaginales. The coding region runs from base 1 to 6429 and encodes 2142 amino acids.
AUGGCAACCACGGCGGCUUCCUCGUCCGCCUCCUCCAAAGCGAGCAGCACCAAGGCGAGCAGCAGCUUCAACCAGAUCCUUCGCAGCUUCCGCAGUGGGCGCUCCUCCUCAUCGUCUGCCACAUCCUUGGCUUCAGGGAAUGGCAUUUUACCCAGCACACCCUUGACGCCCAUCACGACAGCAUUACCCACCUCUCGCAAUUCAUUCGAUCCUGCAACUUCAGCGUCAACCGAGCCCAUGUCCCCUUACGACCUCAACAAGGUCGAAACUCCUGAAGGCGGCACAUACGAUGCGCUCUUCAAAGGCUUGCGCCGGCCGCUACCGGCCACCUCGAAAGCAAGGGACGAGGCGGUCCGACAACGUAUACCCAAACUUCGUGCUCUUGCAGCGGCGGUGGAGCGUCAAAGUGGUCCCAAACCCAUCUUCGCAGACGAUGUUCCCCUCGCCGAAGUCUUCCGUCUUUGCACAGCGUUACUGACAGCUGAGCAGCCUCAAAAGCUUCGGAUCGAGACAUGCAAUCUCCUAACCCUCUCAGUCAAGCUAGCCGACAAGCGCGCUGCCAACGCUUCUCCUGCCCUCACAGAGCUUCGAAACGGUGCUCCCGGCUCCCUAUCGUCCAAGAUCCCAGACAGCGAUCAGCCGCUUGCAGCCAUCGAUCGGGCUCUCUUCUACCGCCUCGUGCUCAGUGUGUCUGCCAGCGAAAUCGACGAUCACGAAGAUGACGACAAUACGCAAGCCAUACUCGCAGGGUUACCAGUACAGCUCCGUGCUCUCGAGGUGCUCACUAAGGACGGUCGAGACGUCGUGGGCUUCCCAGGUCUCAUCCUCACGCUGACACGUUGGCUCGACAUAGCCUGGGUCGAAGUCCAGCGUCUUCGAUCUCACCUCGAGUCUCUCAAUGACGACAACGGCAGGAUUGGGCGUACGGAAGUUAAGGGCACUACCGACGAGACGACAGUCCAGCAGACCCAAAUGGUAUCACAACUCUCUUCCGUCGAGCGAGACGUCCAAGUCUGCUUGCAGCUUCUGACCGGCAUUCUCAAGUACAGCUUUGCGAGAAUCCCCCUCUCUCAUGCCGAGAUGGUGAUUCGUAGUGCUGCAGAGCUCAUCAUUGGCGAAUCCGCCGCCAACACGCUCACGCUGCCAUGCUCCGUCGUCGCCUCGCCGCCCUUGAAGAGCACCACAUUGGUCGGUCCGCUGCGCACUUCGGCUGUGCCGACACCAGCCUCACGCCGUUCUCGCUCACGUGAUGCCCGUCCUUUGGCGGACGGCUACUCGUACUACGGGCUGGAGACCAUCACCCCAUCUCCAGGCAGUCACGAGACAUCACCGUCCGCGACACCACGCACUUCGAGCCAACCUGUCUCGAUUGAUGCCGUUACGUCACAGCUCCACGCUUCUGCCACCGCCUCCAAAGCAAAGGUGGCGGACGCUGCUCCGAUGACCCUGGCAACCCUUGUACCAAGUCGCGGAGCUGCCGCUGCCGCUGCGUUGUCCGGAGCUGCAACGGAUUCUGCCUCUCCUAGCUAUUGGGUCGGGCCCAAGCUUCACUCAGACGAGGUCCGCAGCUGUCUGAAAUUGCUCGACGCAACGCUUCGAUACGGUCAUCUGCCGAGUGGAUGCAUCGAUGUGGUCAUCAAGAUGCUCUGUCGACUGCUCGGCUAUUCGCAGAUCGAUCCUCGCUCUCCCGGCUUCAUCAAGUCAAAAACAGACGAGCACGAUCCCAAUUGGCAACAGGAGGUGUUACCCAUCCUUUCCAACAUCCUGCGCAGCCACUGCGCCAAUGCUGCUAUUCGAUCAGCGCGCAUCAUCCUUACAGGGAGCACUCAUCCCAACAAAGCUGCGCAGCUGGAAGACCCGGCCGUCUUGGUGGGUGCUGUCCAUUUCUUCCGCCUGGCCUUCGCACACGUUGCAGAACAAGAACAGCAGAAGAGUCACGGAGCCGCGCCUUCGACAUCGAACAAGGUACAGAAGGAGGACGCGCUUGCCCCCUCCUUGUCGCUUGCCCUCAUCACGCCAGCAUUACGAGCUGCGUUGAAGCGGCAAUGCGACGUGCUAGAUUUCGAGGUCCUUCUCUUGAUCAAGGAUCUGCUUCCUUCCACCUCAGUCGCAGCUGAAGCUCCGACGACAACGGAUGCCAAGCGCACAACAGCGGACAAACAGGCUACGCCGGAUCGUGUCAACGCGCAAGCCAGCCGAGCCACUCGCGACAAGCUCUUCACGCGCUCCGACUGGGAUGCCCUGCUUGACCUGACCAUCGAGGCCAAAAGGCAUCUGGAAGGCCUCAAGUUGACCGGUGCCCUCUCCACCUCUCUAUCGGCAGCCGGCAGUAUCGCUGUGUCUGGCGCAGUCUCUGGGCCGCAGUCGAGCAGACCUAGCCACACGUCACCAGUUCUCGCGAUCCUCAAGGUCCUCGACAAGCUCAGCAUUUCCCAACCGCCCAAGGCCUCGUCGGAGGCUAGGGAUCUAGAUCACAAGCGUGGGACAGGCGCUGAUGAACCAGCGGCAGCUCACUCGCCACCCUGGACGCCCAAGCUGGCGUCGUUCCUGCUCACGCUCUCGCCCAUCUUGCCCGAUGCCACCGUCUCCAAACUGGUACAAUACUACUGGACGCAGCACCUUUGCCUGCCGAGCAAUCCGGACUGGCUGCUCAACAUUCGUGCUCUUCUGCAAGCCUUUUUCUAUCGCCACGAGUCUCAGUCCAAGCCUGACGCAUCCGAGCAGAAAGCCAGGUCCGACCUGGUCUCGCUCGUCUUCGACCACGUGUACAAUGCCGUGCAGGAUCUCACCGCAGAGCGCGACCUAUUCAUGACCGACAUUGUCUUGCCGCUGGCAAACUCGACCCUCUCUUCAGAGACCGAUCCUAGGACGGAGGCACUACUGCGAUCCGUGCUGGUCCACGCAGCGGUGCUGAGUGGCUCUCAAAUUCCUGGACCUGUCGAUCCGGAUGCCGAAGCUGUCAAGAGCACCGGCAAGGCGGAAGCAGACACCGACUUCGAGGAGGUGUUUGUCGAAGUUCGAAAGAUGCUGUGCCGGCUCGCACGCUCCGCGCCUAUGCACAAGGCUGUCGCAUUCGACGUUCCAGAAGGCGAGGCCGAGCACGAGGCAUCCCGCUCAGCUCAUGACGCUUCCCACGUCGCCUCUUCCAGCGAGGUGAAAGCACGCAACGCGGCUCUCGAUCUCAUUGCCAUUUUCAACCGAAUGGCGUUCAGUACGCCAUGGAUCGCCAACUCGGUCGACCGAGACGUGGACCUGUCGAUCCGUCAGCAAUGGGAGAAGAAGACGCGCGCCGGAUGCAUCGCCAUCUUCCGUGAUCUUCUCGACCUGCUGCGAGUCAAGACUUCGUCCACCACGACCACAUCAGCAUCACCAGGCCCUGCCUGCACUCAGACUAGGCUGGUCAUCCUCGAAUGGAUGCUGCGUCUUCGAACAGAUCGCCAGCAUCGCGUGUAUCUCACCGGCGACAUUGACGACCUGAUUCGUGCCAGCGCCAUCAUCCUUGGAAAGGGCCCAGCAGAGUCUGACGAGAGCAUCGCGCUUGGACGACAAGCGAGUGCGAUGUCGCACAACAUUGAAGGAAGGUCACGAGCCGUUUCGAAGGUCGCCCCUGCCAUGGUGCGCAAUGAACGUGAGGGCCGCAAUGUCCAGCGCAACCCUGAUCCCACCACCAGGUCUCAAUCUCGUCUCCGUGAGCUAUCGCGAGACCGAGGACGACCCGAACGCAGUGCUGAGCCCACCAAGCGUUCCGCGGCGGAUCGAGACCGCAGCACCAGCCAGUCGAGGGCACCGCGUCCGGCAGCAUACGACCAUCUUUGGCGCUUGCCGCAGACCAUCUCGUUCGAGAUGCCCAGCAUCUCUCUCCGAAGCGACAUCAUCUACACCUACAUCCAUCAGCGGAACGACAUGGAGUGCUGUGCAGGCAACACGCAUCUGCACAGUGACAAGGACAACACGCCGGCACCUGUCCCGGUCUCGGAGUUCCUUGCUGUCGCGAUCGAGAUGCUUCGCUCCGAGCAGGAUUGGGAGGUGGUCUCGUACCUGCUGUGCCACCUGCCGCACCAGCUCAGCAACAAGCAUCUCUUCUGCGGACCGAAAGCUCAACUGCAAGUCUUGCUCUUGCGUAAGGAGAUCUGCCAAGGGAUCCUCGAUGAUGCGCUGCUGCCCAAAGUCAUCUUGCCGGACGAUCUCAAGAAGACCGAUGUCACCGCCGUGGUCUACGACACACUCGUCACGCUGAUCGGCUAUCGCGCGCUCUUCUCGCGAGCAGAGCAGGAUGAGAUGGUGGAUGUCUUCAUCCGUGGACUCAAAAAGUCGCACACGACGGCACGAUCCUGCAUCAAAGCAUUAUCGAUUGCCUGCUACGAGAUGCAGAAGAGCUUCACGCGCUUCUUCUCCAACAUGCUCCUCACUCUCACGGCUGUCCGCUCACACAUGACGAUGAGUGUGCACAUCCUCGAGCUCAUCGCCACGGUCGCCCAGCAUCCCGCCUGCUACGCCAACUUCACCGAGACCGACUACCGACGUGUCUUCAGUAUCGUGCUGCAGUACAUCGAGUAUCAUCAGAGUCCCGAGGCAGCAACGCGUGACGACUACCGUGCGAGCCCGGCAUCUUUCUCCCUCUCGCAGUAUGUCAUGCUGAUGGCCUUCUACAACAUCUCGCUCUGGUUCGUCAUCCUCAAGAUUGGUGAUCGACCCAAGUAUCUGCCCUACAUCUCGCGUGGUCUGCUCAAAGCAAACGAGGGGAUGGAGGCGUUGUCAGACCAGACUCAGGUGUGCUUCGAUUUCUUGGCCAGAUUCACGCAUUCCAACGCCGAUUCGAAGCCCAAGAAGUCCUUCGUCAAUCAGCUCAUCAUGGGUGCGCCGUCGGCCGGCAUGGGCAAGGGCAAGGACUCCGCUCGUCACUCAAAGACAUGGCUGAUGGGCAACGGCUUGCUCACCGUCUCGACAGCUAAGAAGGCGGGUUGGGUCGAGAUCGUCAUCCGUCGCCCGUCGGGCACUGCGACGAUGCUUUGCAAGCUCGAGAAUGUGCCGAUGGGGAUUUUGCCGGACGAAAAUGGCGAGAAGGAUCAACUUCCCGCUCUGCUCAUGAUGAAUCGGGAUCCUGACGUGAUGGCAUCACCCAUGCUGACGGCGCCGGAAGACGAAGCCGAAGAGCUGACAGACUGCGAAGCCAACACGGAUGGCGGCCAGGCCAAGAAGGCCGGCAGCAACCUUCGUCGUCGUGUGGAGGAAAGGCUAGAGAUUAGCGAUCGCUUGCGUGCUCGCCGACCGCUCGGUCCUGCUCAGUUCGGCUUGAGCCCUCGGCCGCGCUCCUCCUCCGACUCGGCGCGAAGGUCGAAGCCAACAACGCUGCUCAGCGGCGCUCUCAGCGAGGAGCAUGCUGGCAGCUCGCUCGCCAUGCGUCAGGUCAUGCAUGACCUUUUGGGCUCGGACACGGCUGCCGACACGACUGGUGCCGGCGGUGUACAAAGCGCAGUGGCCAAGGUCAAAGCCACUGCCAAGGAGCCAGAGGUCGAUCCGAGCUUCUUUGCUCUGCAGCUGUCGACCUACCCGGACAUGCUGCACGACACUGCGCCAAUUCUUCUCCCCGAUGAGCCAGCCACCGACAGGUUGAUCAAAGCCGUAGACCUGACGCCGGUGGUUGACUUCCACAAGAUCGGCGUCCUCUACGUCGGCCCUGGUCAGGAGGAGGAAGUGGACAUCCUCAGCAACCGCCAUGGCUCCCGAGCGUAUACGCGCUUCCUGCAAGGUCUCGGCCAUCUCGUCACGCUCAAAGGCCAGGAGGACGUCUACACCGGAGGCCUCGAUCGGAACAACGACGAGCACGGCAAGCACGCCUAUGUGUGGACGGACGAGAUCUGUCAGAUCGUCUACCACACAGCCACCCUCAUGCCCAACGACGAGCGCGAUCCCAUCCGACGCUCCAAAAAGGCACUCAUCGGCAACGACUUUGUGCACAUUGUCUUCAACGAGUCGGGCCGCGACUAUCGAUUCAACACGAUCGCGGGGCAGUUCAACUACGUCAAUGUGUGCAUCUCGCCCAUGACGCGCGGCGGUGUCAAUCUCGGAGCUGCCAAUCCGGAGGAUGCGGUGUUCUACCAGGUCACCCUGCAGCGCAGGCCAGGCAUGCCGGACUUCAGCCCGGUGGGCGAUGGGCAGCUGUUGAGCGCCGAAGCGCUGCCCAACUUUGUGAGAAUUUUGGCUUUGCAUAGUAACGUCGCCAGCCAGAUCUAUUUGGAUACGGGCGAGGCGAUGCAGCCGUACUCGAGCAAUUGGGUCAGCAGGCUGGGGCACAUCAGGAGGGCGAGACAGCAGCAUUUGGCCAAGAAGGCCAAGGCGGACGGCGUGGAUCCGGCUGCUGUGGCAGGAGGUGGGAUGGCGGUGGGAAGCGCCUCGAGCGAGCUGUACGAUUUCACAAAGACCUUUUGA